Molecule: messenger RNA, 1989 nt
Organism: Pleuronectes platessa (European plaice)
Lineage: Eukaryota; Metazoa; Chordata; Actinopteri; Pleuronectiformes; Pleuronectidae
Gene: shtn3
Product: shootin 3
Exons: 17
Coding region: 1-1989 (662 amino acids)
Source: RefSeq, a predicted model, not a curated record
AUGCUUCCCUCCUCAUCCUCAGCGCAGAUGGAGGGAUGCGAGGAGCAGAGAGACGCUCACAUGCACACGGAGUGCCACAGACUGACGGAGGAGCGGGACGAGGCCGAGAGACAACUCAAACACAUCAAGAGAGUGUCUCAGAUGGUGAUCGAGGAGGUGAGCGUCCUGCAGACUCAGCUGGAGAUCGAGAAGUCGUGCCGGGAAAAUGCAGAGGCAGUGGCUACAAAGCUCAACUGUGAGAACAGGAAGUUCAAGUACCUGAGCCUGUCGUCCCGGACGUCUCUGGACGAGCUUCUUCCCAGCAUCUCCGACUGCAUCGCACUGGAGGCCGACGCAGACGCUGCAGACGCUGCAGACGCUGCAGACGCUGCAGACGCUGCAGACGCCAGCCCAGACACCUUCAUACAGUAUCAGCUACAGGUUAAAGAGCUGAGGGACACGGUGACCGGCUUGUUGGAGGAGAAGAAGAAUUUUGUUUGUCAGAUUCACGACCAGCAGAAACGGAUCGAUGAGCUGACCAAUCAGUCAGAGAGAAAUCAGACGGAGAUGAAGGAACUUCGUGAAACUGUCGAUAAGCAAAGUAAAACCAUCAAGAGAUUUAACAGAGUCUCCACGAUGGCCACUCAGGAGUACGAUGGGAUGAAGGAGCAACUGGACCUGGAGCAGAACCUGAGGGUCAAAGCUGAGACCUACGCUCACGAGAUGCUGGUGAAGCAGAAGGAGGCCAACAGGCAGAGUAUGCUGCUGCUGCAGAAUGCUGAGCCCAGCAUUCAGCUGCUCAAAGCUCUGGAGGACGUGGCAGCCAUCACCAAAACCCUGGAGGACGAGCGUCUGCAGCAUCAGCAGAAGGUGCAGAGUCUGGAGGCCCAGCUGGAGCAGAGCUCUGUGAAGGAGCAGCUGGAGGCGCUUCAGAGGCAGCUGGAGCUGCAGGAGGUGGAGAAGAAGGAGGUGGAGGGACGGCUGCAGCAGGUGGAGACAAAGAACGAGGAGCUGGAGAACAGAGUCCACGAGCUCCAGGAGACCCAGAAAAUCAUCACCAUGACGACCAGCACAGCACCCCCUCCCCCCGACCCGGGAGUGGCCCCCCCUCCCGCUCCUCCCCCACAGCCGCCUCCUCCCCCGCCUCCUCCCCCACCACCGCCUCCUCCACCUCCCCCGUCCAGAUGCAAUCCCCUCAGUUCUCUGAUCGCCAUCAUGAGAAAGUCUUCAAAAGGCUCCAAAGCCUCCGUGAAGGCCGAGGAGCCUGAAUCUUCUGAGGGUUCGGACGACGUGAAGGUGAAGGCGGUGAACGAGAUGAUGGAGAGGAUCAAACAUGGAGUCGUCCUGCGGCCGGUCAAGAGCCAGGGCAGCAAGAGAACAGCAGUAAAACCGCCUCCACCGUGUGAGGAGAAACCACAGGAGAGCGCCAUGGAAGAGCUGAAAGGCAUCCUGGAGACGGUGAAGAGGAGCCCGAGUCGAGGCUCUCAGGAGUCGGGCCCCUCCCCCCCGGGGAAGAAGGACAGCGAGCUGGAGGUCAUCCUGAGACGCAGACGCAACAAGGCAGGCGAGGCCGGAGCUGCAGACGACGGCCAGUUGAGCCACGUCUCCUCCUGCGACAGCCUGAACGGGAAGAGGACCAGCAGCGACUCCAGCAAAGAUGUGGAGGGGCCGGGGGGGCUGAGCGCCUCCUCUGACCCGGCGGCAGCCAGGCUCAGCUCGGAGAGACGGGGGUCCGGGCCGGGGCCUAUCGUGGCCCGGAGGAAGAGCUCUGACACGGGCAAGCAGGCCAGAGCGGGCUCCUGGCAGGAGAGGAGGUCCUGCAGCUCGCUGUCUGAGAGGGAGACGGCAGAGACUCCAUUCAGCAACGGCUGCGUCAACAGCGCUGGGAAGGAUGAUCAGAAUGUGCCGGAGACGUGCGUCCAGUCAAACGGAGUUGACCACGGAGAACCUGCUGCACACGCCUCCGUCUGCACCGGGCCGGUCAACGGCAGCGCCGACGCCGAGUGCUAG